This is a messenger RNA of Aspergillus homomorphus CBS 101889, 1860 nucleotides long. RefSeq lists its product as uncharacterized. Gene Ontology annotation, molecular function: protein binding. The transcript has a single exon. The coding region runs from base 58 to 1779 and encodes 573 amino acids. Gene Ontology annotation, cellular component: intracellular anatomical structure. The record is from RefSeq and is a predicted model, not a curated record. Lineage: Eukaryota; Fungi; Ascomycota; Eurotiomycetes; Eurotiales; Aspergillaceae.
CCUCUCCACUCAACAGACAUUGUCUUGAAUCACUUGCAUACACACACAUCUGCCAACAUGACGCGCGAAACAAUUCCUGCCAGUGCAGACUACUACAACCUCGGCACCCAUUCGCGCACGGUGACCACCACCAGCGAGGAUGCGAGCGUCUGGUUCAACCGUGGCCUGGUUUGGGUCUACUCAUUCCACCACGGGGAGGCUGUCUACUGCUUCGAGCAAGCUAUCGCACACGAUCCCUCCUUUGCAAUGGGCUACUGGGGUCUAGCCUACGCCGUCGGUCCGAACUACAACAAGGCCUGGGAGCGCUUCGACCGCAAAGACCUUCACGUCUGCGUCCAGCGCGGCCAUGAAGCCUCGCGCAAGGCAUUGGAGUUGUCAAGCAAUGCCACCCCUCUGGAGCAAGGCCUCUGCAAGGCAAUCAUUGAGCGCUUCCCCCGCGACACGCCUUUGACGAUUGAAGACUACGGUGCCGUCAACCGUGCCUAUGCGGCGGCAAUUAAGCCCGUCUACGACGAGUUCGGCGCCGACCUGGACAUCGCCACUCUCUACGCCGAUGCUUUGAUGAACAUCACUCCCUGGGCCCUCUGGGACCUGUUCACCGGCCAAGCAAACCCCAAGGCCCCGACGGCGGAGGUCAGAGCCGUGCUGGAGAAGGGCCUGACGCAGCCCGGCGCCUACCGCCACCCCGGGCUACUGCAUCUCUACAUCCACUACAUCGAGAUGUCGCCCACGCCCGAGAAGGGCAUUUACGCGGCUGACCACCUGCGUGAUCUCGUUCCCGAUGCCGGCCACAUGCACCACAUGCCGACGCAUCUGGACAUUCUGAUCGGCGACUGGCGCGCAUCGAUCCGGUCCAACUACCGCUCGAGCCUGGCGGACGACCGCUACGCCGCCAAGGCGGGCCACAACAACUUCUACACCUUCUACCGGCUCCACGACUAUCACUCGCUCGUGUACGCCGCCAUGUUCGCCGGGCAGAAGCAGACUGCGCUGGACGCCGUCACGCGCAUGGAAGCCAGUAUCCCUGAGUCGCUCCUGCGCACACAGUCGCCGCCCAUGGCGGACUGGAUCGAGCACUUCGUGGCCAUCCGGCUGCACGUGAUGGUGCGGUUCGGUAUGUGGGAGGAGCUCAAGCAGAUGACGCCGCCAGAGGACCAGGAGCUCUACGCGAUCACCACAGCGACCACGUACUAUGCGCGCGGCGUAGCCUACGCAGCGACGCACGACGUGGCGUCCGCCCGGCGCGAGAAAGAGCUCUUCUUGGCCGCGCGCGAGCGUGUUCCCGCCACCCGGCGCGCGUACAACAGCAAGGCGCUCGACAUGCUGGCGGUGGGGAUCCCGAUGUUGACGGGUGAGAUCGAGUACCGGGCGAAGAACUACGAGGUGGCAUUCGAGGCGCUGAAGGAGGCGGUCGAGCUCGAGGACCGCCUGCCCUACAGCGAGCCGUGGGCGUGGAUGCAGCCUGCGCGUCACGCGUACGCCGCCCUGAAGCUUGAGCAGGGUGACGUCGAGGAGGCCGCCAGGACCUAUCGCGCCGAUCUGGGACUGGACGACACGCUCAUCCGCCCGCGCAGACACCCCAACAACGUCUGGGCACUCCACGGCUACCACGAGUGCUUGGUCCGCUUGGGCCGCACGGAGGAGGCCAAGGCCAUCGAGCCCGCCCUGAAUGUGGCGUUGGCUGGCGCGGAUAUUCCCAUCAAGGCCUCGUGUUUCUGUCGGUUGGAGGUUCUGGAGACGAAGGUCGAAGAGAAUGGAACGUGUUGCGGAAAGAACUAACUCCUGCUGGAUAGAGGGGGCUGUAAUAACGAACGGACUGUACAUAUUGGCUGUUAAAAUUAGAUAUUUGGCAUCGCAAAG